Messenger RNA from Parnassius apollo (apollo), 324 nucleotides. Lineage: Eukaryota; Metazoa; Arthropoda; Insecta; Lepidoptera; Papilionidae. The record is from the annotation of a GenBank genome assembly.
AUGUCCGAAGAACCUCAACGCCCGGACAUGUCCGAAGAAGUAUUUGAGGUUGCAAAACAACACUUUUUAAAACAAUUAGAAGCGACUAUAGAAGAACGAGAUAAUAUUCAAAAAAACACUUUGCAACAGAGCCAUAGUCAAGAUUGGAUUGAGCAAAGAAAAAAGAGACUGACAGCAUCAAUAUUUGGAAAAAUUUGUAAAAGAAAAAAUAAUAUUAGCUGUGCGCCACUAGUACAAGCAAUAGUUAGCUCAAAAGACUUAUCAUACAUAUCAUCUAUUGUAUACGGAAAAGCAAAUGAGGAAAAAGCAUUACUGCAGCUCUAG